GAACCGAGCAGGCAGCCGAUGCCUGGCCACAGCUCCACUGCAGAAGCCACCAGACCUGGCCCACCACACACAGGCAGCCUCGGACCUGCGGGAUUUGGACAUUGAUGGGGCCAAGGCCGACGAGUUCGCCGUCGACAGGCUCGCUGCGGUGCUCUACUCUGAGCUGCUAGGAUUGUCGACAUGUUACACCCUGCGUUUUCGUUAUGAGCCGGGCCCGGGGACGCUUCAGACGGUGGAGGCGGAGACCGAUCCAUCACAGAAAUCGAAACCUCCCGCGCCACGCAUUGCCGGCUCGCCCGCGAAGACCGCGGGCACGUCGGCAGGUACCGCGGUGGCCAAGGGGAAGCUUUGCUGCAGUACACCAGAUGCCUUGCCUUGCCGACUAGCAGAGCAAGAUGCAGACGAACUCCUCCAACAGUGCCUAGAAGAGCAGGAUCAG
Symbiodinium necroappetens is the source of this 439-nucleotide messenger RNA. The record is from the annotation of a GenBank genome assembly. NCBI's taxonomy places the organism in Eukaryota, Dinophyceae, Suessiales, Symbiodiniaceae.